CUUUUUCUGUAUCUCCAAAGCCAUGACAGUUUAAAUAUACAGAUUUUAUGAAACAAGUAAUGUCUUUGACUAUGUUAAGUUUCCCCAGGCAACUCGGAGCAGAAGUAGUGAUAAAACAAUUUCUGCAUUUCUGAAUACUCAUUAUACCAUAUGAUAUACAAACUAUUUGGCAUUAAUACCUAGAAUAUUGUGCCUGUUCAGGAUAUUCAAUGUGGAUGUUAGAAUUGCUAUGAUUAUUCUAAGUCAUGAAAACAUGAUAUUUUUUUAAAAUCAUUCUUCUACAAAAUCGGUCCCCAAAAUAAGAUCAAGGAGUUGCUCUAACUCAGAUCUGCUUUCAUUAUUUCUGCAUAUUAAAAGACAACUAUUUCAGACAAAAUCUGAUUUUUGAAUAUAAUUUCUUGCCUGGAGUGAAGUGAAACAGCCUUUCCUAUUCCUUGCGAACGUUUUUUGGUUUUUUCCUCAUUCUGUUUCUUAGGCUGCCUGAUGUACAAAUGCAGAAUGGAGUUUUUGUUCCUUGCCAGGUGCCUAGCUAGCAGUAGCACAGGAAUAUAUGAAAAAAAUGUGGGCGUGGCUAUGGAUUCUGAAUCAAAGAACAGUUUCAUAGGAAGCUUUCUUCAGCCACCAGAUUGGAUGCUUCCUGCAGCCUUUGUUUACAAAGAAUCAAAGAAGUUGGCAGCUGCUGCUGGUGACAGGCCUUCUCUCCCAAAUAAGCAAGCUGUAGUGGCAGCUCUGAAAGCUCUGCAAGAAAAAAUCCAUCGUCUAGAGCUGGAGAAGUCCCAGGCUGAAGAUAAACUGUGCAGCCUGUCCAGAGCGGCUGCUCAGUACAAGAAGGUCUUAGAGGAUGAAUCCUACGAGAAGAACACAGCACAUCAACAGCUGAUGCAGAGGAAAGAUGCAAGUGUGCAGUUAAAUGCAGCACAAUCCCGCUGCUCCCUGCUGGAGAAACAGCUGGAUUACAUGAGGAAAAUGGUUUCCAGUGCAGAACUGGAAAAGAAAAUUAUUUUAGAACAACAGGCUCAGCUUCAGAAAGAGGAAGGUCAGAACCGGUUAGAACUGCAUGCAAAACUUGAAAAGCUUGAAAUGCUAGAAAAAGAGUGUCUUAAACUUACUGCUACUCAGAGAAUUGCUGAAGACAAGAUCAAACACUUAGAAGAAAAGCUGUGUAAAGAAGAGCAUCAGCAUAAGCUAAUACAAGAUAAAACUGCUCAGUUUCAAACAUCAUUUGAUGUAAACAGAAUUUUGAUGUCUUCAGUAACAUCUCAAUAUGAACCUGAAAAGGAAAAUGGGAAGAACAAAAAACCUAGGAAGAGAAAUCCUACAAUGAAGAAAAUGCAGCUUUCACGAUUACAUGUAAAGGCUGGUGAACUACCUUUUGUGGCUGGGAAGUCUGCCAGCUCCAGCCAUUCUGUCAGUGCAAACGUACAAAGCGUGUUGCACAUUAUGAAGCAUCGCAAUCCAUGUAUCUCAUUGCAAAGACAAGGAGGAGCUACAGCUGGGAUUUCAGGACACAGUGUGCUUUCAAAGUCUGUAUCCUCUUGUUCCACAACUCCCACUGCCACCAGGAGCUUUUCAGACCUUCUGUUGGCCUUACAAGACGAGCUGGGUCAAAUGAGUUCUGAGCAUCAGGAACUUCUGAAGCAGAUACAGGAGACUCAAGACUCCCAAGCUCGUGAAGACCUGGAACAGGAGCUGGAUUGGCUUGUAAAACAAAUGGAGAUGAAAGGAAAACAAAUAUCCAAGCUGAAAAAGCAUCAGGCUACUGUGCAGAAAUUAAAGAGAAAAACUCAAAAAUUGAAGCAAGGGGCAACUCAUGUCAAACUAAAGUGUGGUGAACAAAAGGAAGCAAGGGGGAAUGGAGUCACUGUAAAGGAAAGUAUGUCUAAACCUUGUCCUGGGCAGAAGAGCAGAAGUUCUCUUCAGCUGCUGAAAGCUGUGAGGAAACUUCAGCUAUCUCUGAAAAAAGAUGAUGUCAUCUGAGAAUAAUAGUUCUGAAGUUUGCUAUGUUAGAAGUUUUUGAAGUUGUCUGACACCUAGUAAAUUUUUAGUUGCACAAAAUACAUUUUAAAAAUAAACUAGAUACAGUGGACAUGUACAUUCUAAACUGCCUAAUCUCCAGUAGGUCGGUUUGUUCACCUUAGAAUUAACUUUCAUGUAGUGUAGCUGUAACUCAACUACACUUCUUUGUAAUAAAGUGUUUUAAUGGACUAAUGAAAUGUUACUAUUUGUUAACUUGUCAAAUAAAAUUUUAUACAUUUUUACACUUAAAAUAUUAUAUGAUCUUUGGCAUCCUAUUUUCCCAGCCACCGAGGAGAUAUUUAGAGCUUGCUUUUCCAGAAUGAUGUGUGCUAGUGCUUCUGUAUAAAUAAAAACAAAAGUCUUCCUUUCUCUAA
Messenger RNA from Sturnus vulgaris (Common starling), 2390 nucleotides. The record is from RefSeq and is a predicted model, not a curated record. NCBI's taxonomy places the organism in Eukaryota, Metazoa, Chordata, Aves, Passeriformes, Sturnidae.